Messenger RNA from Populus euphratica (Euphrates poplar), 1632 nucleotides. RefSeq names its product probable protein phosphatase 2C 13. Gene Ontology annotation, molecular function: cation binding; protein serine/threonine phosphatase activity. The transcript has 4 exons. The record is from RefSeq and is a predicted model, not a curated record. Bases 357 to 1235 code for a protein of 292 amino acids. Gene Ontology annotation, biological process: protein dephosphorylation. NCBI's taxonomy places the organism in Eukaryota, Viridiplantae, Streptophyta, Magnoliopsida, Malpighiales, Salicaceae.
AUCAACUUUGCCUGGCUAAAGAUCAGCAGAACAUGGCUCCUUCAACUCCGGUUUUUGAUUCGAUUUCCACAGAAGUCUCGCGUUUUGAGACGGGGGCAAUUUGAUCGGUCCUGAAUGGUGUCAUAAGGCGAUUGAUUAGUCAAGGAUUACAAAUGUUGAAUCCUAGCUCUUGAAGUCAAAAGGGUUGUGCAAUUUAAUAUGCGGGGCUUAAUGAAAACAGUGUUAGGGAGUUGGAAUUUGCCUUGAAAUCUCUACGACCUAUUGUGCUUUAUGUGUUAGUCGUGAAGUCUUCUGCUGCCAAGCUUUUUCCUCGCAUCCGUUCUGGUAGCUAUGCAGAUAUUGGAUCAAGGCCAUCUAUGGAUGAUGAACACGUUAGGAUUGAUGAUCUAUCUGCCCAUCUGGGUUCUUAUUUCAAGUGUCCGAGCUCUUUUUAUGCAGUUUUUGAUGGUCAUGGAGGGCCUGAUGCAGCUGCUUAUGUCAAGAGGAAUGCUGUGAGGUUGUUUUUUGAAGAUGUUCACUUACCACAAACAUCUGAUGUUGAUGAUGCCUUCCUAAGAGCACUGUUAAAUUCCCAUAGGGAAGCGUUUUUAAAGGCUGACUCUGCAUUGGCUGAUAAAAGCAUUGUUAGCAGUUCAUGUGGAACAACAGCAUUGACUGCCCUAGUUCUUGGGAGGCAUUUAGUGGUUGCAAAUGCUGGUGACUGUCGUGCUGUUCUCUGUAGGGAAGGGGUAGCUGUUGAUGUGUCUCAAGAUCACAAGCUUUCUUAUUUGCCAGAACGCAGACGGGUUGAGGAGUUGGGUGGUCGUGUUGAAGGUGAAUAUCUUAAUGAUCAUCUUUCUGUUACUCGAGCCCUUGGAGAUUGGGAUUUAAAGCUUCCUGUUGGCUCCACAUCACCUCUAACUGCUGAGCCAGAGGUUCAACAGUUUAUGUUAACGGAGGCUGAUGAAUUCUUGAUUAUUGGUUGUGAUGGUAUCUGGGAUGUUAUGUCAAGCCAGCAUGCUGUCAGCCUUGUCCGUCGUGGGCUUAGGCGGCAUAAUGACCCAGAACUUGGUGCCAGAGAACUAGUCAUGGAAGCAUCACGCCUCCAUUCAGCUGAUAAUCUCACUGCUGUUGUUGUCUGCUUCACUUCACCUAAUCCUGUUGAGUCAUGCGAACCUCAGAGCCGAAGGUUGAGGUUCUUCUGUCUCUCUGAGGAGGCUCGGAGCAAGCUGAAGAGCUUGCUGGGAAGCAAUUGAAUGUGCAUGCAAAUUAUUUCACGUUAUUUACUGAUGUUUGGUAUGGUAAAGGAUUUUGAUCUGCUGUGACUGUUUCGAUGUUUUAGAAAAACAGCCAGCGGUUUUGUAGGGUAGAGGAGCGUGCGGGGUUAGGGUAAUACAUCAAGUGAAAUGCUAGUCUUUGUUGUUUACUGACACGAUGCAAUGUUGUUUUGGUUUCAUUGGGUUCCGCUCGCUGGGAUGGUCUGUUGUCUUUUUUCUUUGUUUUCUCUUGCACACGUCGUCUCUGUUUACGUGACCAUGGGGAUUAUGAAAUGAGACUUCAACAUAUGUGUCAUGUGCCUCUUGAAUGCAGUCCUAGUUACAAGUCUAAUUCUUGAGGAUACGAGCGAUAUUUAAUAAAGAAAUUGUUUUAGAA